UGGCUUUGACGUCAAUGUACGUCAACUCGAGAAUAUGACGCCUCUUAGCGAGUCAACUCGUGUGCUCUGUAGCUGAUAGAGGCACCUCAACCUGAAAUAUUAUCGCUCUAUUGUACCCGGGGAACGUGGCGUGAAAGCCCUGUGGUUCAGCGAAUGGCUCGCCGCGUAUGAAAGAGAGUCAGCGCCACAUUGGCUUUUUUUUUUUAAGCCGGUAGGGGCGACACAGAAAUCAACUUUGUCUAUUUUUAAUGGACACGCUUCGGGCGGCGAUAGAAGCGGCGGCGGCGGCGGCGGGCGGUUUGUUUUUCUUUCGUCUUUAUCUCUAGCUGCUCAAGCAAGCCUGUCUGAGUCCUCCCGUCUCUACCGCUUUCACAAGCAGUCCCAUUUAGAACAGCAUGGUCAUGGCCGACAGUGUCCAAAAACCGCUGCUCCGGGGUCCGGUCCGAGUGGGCUUCUACGACAUCGAGCGCACUUUAGGAAAAGGCAAUUUCGCUGUCGUGAAGCUGGCCAGACACCGCAUAACCAAGACCGAGGUGGCCAUUAAAAUCAUUGACAAGACCCAACUGGAUGCCGUCAACCUGGAGAAGAUCUACAGGGAAGUUCAGAUCAUGAAAAUGCUGGACCACCCCCACAUCAUCAAGCUAUACCAGGUUAUGGAGACGAAGAACAUGCUGUACUUGGUCACAGAGUAUGCCAAGAAUGGCGAAAUCUUUGACUACCUGGCAAAGCACGGCCGUCUCAGCGAGCUGGAGGCAAGGAGAAAGUUCUGGCAGAUCCUGUCUGCAGUCGAGUACUGUCACAACCGAAACAUCGUCCACAGAGACCUGAAGGCAGAGAACCUGCUGCUGGACGGCCACAUGAACAUCAAGAUUGCAGAUUUUGGGUUUGCGAACUUCUUCCAGCCAGGGGAGCCUCUGGCCACAUGGUGCGGCAGCCCGCCUUAUGCUGCCCCAGAAGUCUUUGAGGGACAGCAGUAUGAGGGACCGCAGCUGGACAUCUGGAGCAUGGGGGUGGUGCUGUAUGUGCUGGUUUGUGGUGCUUUGCCAUUCGAUGGGCCCACUCUGCCCGUGCUGCGACAGAGAGUCCUCGAAGGAAGGUUUCGAAUUCCCUACUUCAUGACUGAAGACUGUGAGCACCUGAUCCGCAGGAUGCUGGUGCUGGACCCGUCCAAGCGUCUGUCUUUGGCCCAGAUCAAGGAGCACAAGUGGAUGGCUCUGGAUGUUCCUGUGCAGAGGCCGGUUCUGUACCAGCAGCCGCUGUCUGCAGAGGGCGAGGUCGGCGUCGGAGAGUACAGCGAGCAGGUCCUCCGCCUCAUGCACAGCCUCGGCAUCGAUCAACACAAGACCAUAGAGUCUCUGCAGAACAAAAGCUACAACCACUUUGCUGCUAUUUACUACCUGCUGGUGGAGCGGCUCAAGGCACAUCGCUGCAGCUUCCCUGUUGAACAGAGGCUCGACGCUCGCCAGCGGCGCCCCAGCACCAUCGCUGAACAAACCGUCAUCAAGUCCACCAGCGGUUCAGCACAGGUGGGGCUGCCACUGCAGGGCGUACGCUUGUUGCGUCCCCCCACCGUUCCCCAAUCCACCUCCGACGCCUGCAGCUUCCCCCAGACGGUGUCUCCUCUGGAGCAGAACUUCAUGGUGGAGGACAUCAGCACGCCCAAAGUGAACGGCUGUCUCCUGGACCCCCUCCCUCCCACCGCUGUCCUCCGCAAGUCCUCUACCUCGUCGCCCAGCAACAUGAUGGAGACAUCGAUUGAUGAGGGCAUUGAGACCGAGGAGCCGGACGCAGAGGACGAUCCCGCCCACCUGCUUUCGGCCUAUCAGACGGCUCGAUUCGGCCAGCGGCGGCACACCCUGUCUGAGGUCACCAACCAGCCAGGACCUUCAAAUCAAGGUAAAUUGUUCAGUCUGGGGCACAACCCGUCCAUGGGAAGCGUCGACUCGGAUAUUGGCUACGACAUGGGCUCGGCGCACAGUGACCUCGGCCUGCUGGAGGACUCCCCGUCCCUCAGCGAAGUGAUACCGGCCAGCGGCUCCGCCGCCAGCUGCAACCCUGCGCCUUUCAUGAUGGCGAGGCCCCCGAACCCAGCAAUGGCUGCCCUGACAUCCCAGCACCGGGAGACGCACAACCGCUCCCCGAUCAGCUUCAGAGAAGGACGCCGCGCAUCCGAUACCUCCCUCACGCAAGGUCUGGUGGCGUUCCGGCAGCAUCUCCAAAACCUGGCGAGGACCAAAGGCAUCUUAGAGCUGAACAAAGUCCAGAUGCUGGUGGAGCAGAUGGGCUCUGGAGACGGGGCCGUCUCCGGCCUCCUGGGACCACAGCAUCAUUUGCACAACCUGCUGGAGGGCGAGGCCUGCAAACAGCAGGAAGGCCUAGCUUUAUACCCAGGUGAAGCCCAGCCGCCUCUCCUGUCCCGCAGACAGAGUUUGGAAACACAGUACCUCACACACAGGCUGCAGAAGGCCAACAUCUUGGCAAACAGUCCUGCUAGCUGUCAGAUUUUCUGUAAGGAGACUCCUCGAAGUUUAGAGCAGCAGCUGCAGGAACACAGACUGAACCAGAAGAGGAUGUACCUGCAGCAGCAGUCGCAGGGAAUGGGCCUGCAGGCCUACUUCAACCAGAUGCAGAUAGUUGAAGGCUCCUAUCCUCCGGUCGGCCCCUCUAUGGACCCCGCAGCACCUCCGGGCCCCCCGCAGGGCCCCGCCAUGCCAGCGGGCGGCCAACAGCUGCAGCAGCCAGGCGGCUCUCAGGCCGCCGCCCCUUUCGGCCACGCCCUCAGCCUGAGCCCCUUACUGGAGCCAGGGGAGGGCGUGGUUUACGACCCCUACAUGAGCCAUCACCACUACACCCAACAUCUGCCUCACGGAGCCCACCUCCACCCCCAGCUCCACCACCAGAUGCCUCAAGAUGCUUCCAGCUGCGGCCUGGGCUUCAGCUUCCCUCCUGGCUGCGAGCAGCCCGUCCUCGGGCCCCCUCCUGAGGCUCUUCCGCCAGACCAGUACGAGCUGUCCAUGAACCCCCCCUCGCUGCUGCAUCCCGCUCCAGGAGAGGCGGACGCCAGGGCCACGCCUGGGGUUCUGGGCGGGCCAGCCCAGUCGGACAGCCUGGGGAUGAGCGAGCUGCCCGCUUCUCUGCUGGACAGCGAGAUGAUGGAGACCGUGGACUCCCAGCAGGGCUUCGUACUGGUCAACUGAACCCAGCCAGAGGAGGUUAUUGUUGUUCCUAGAGAGCAGUGUUAAACAGCGACGCAGCAUUAAGAGCAGGGAGAACGGAGAUGUAAGCGGAGGUCGUAAGCGUAGCAGCAGGGAAGGAAGUGUUCACUUUUGUGCAACUAAUAGAAACUUCAUUUCUUAGUUGUAAGAAGCCUCAACAUUUGUACCAAAAUCCUCCCUCAACCUACCUCCCUUUCUCCUUCUGCAACCCCCUGUUGUAGUUCUCGUCUGCCCUCGCAAGGCAGCAAGGAGGCCUGUCGCCGUGCCGACGCGGCGAGGCUGCUGUCGCCAUAUGUGCUGACUGGCGGAGGGGAUGCCGCAACAUUUCGCCUAGAAAUGGUUUGAGAGCAAACUAAUUUAGGGACUUGAAACUGAACGGCAACCAAAAGCACAAAAAGGCUGGUUGUGCUUUUCGUACUUCAAGUUACCGUUGACGACAAUAAGGCGGGUUUCUGAAUGAGACUUCUGUGGACUUUUAUUCAAUUUGUUUGGAGAAGAUGGGGGAGGGAGCGAACCAAGUGAGCAGGAGAAGAUGGCCCUCGUUUAUCACGGUACCACAAAUAUUAAUGCAAAUUCAAGUGAUUCAAGCUGGUGUUUUUGUGCAGUUAUAUUACCAUGGUCAUCAACAGGUUUUAACACUAUCACUUUGAUACACAAAAAUGUAACAAAUACCUGCUAUGGUGUUACGUUUCUUAACCGUUAAGGACAUAUAGUUUCUUUUUCUUUUUUAAUUUUGUGAUGUUUGAUUCAUAAAUUCUAACUACUGAUCUCAAGCUAUUUCCAACACUACUGAUUGCUGUCCCAGUUCCAGUUCACCCAUUACCAUGAUUACCAGUUCAGCGGAGGCGUGGCUCUUGCCUUCGCCUGGUAAAUGAGGGCUGAUGUCGAUUCAACGUGGAAAGUGGAGGGUUGGAGUUGAACGUGUGUUUCUGUGGCAAUAUCGAAGCAAUAUUAAUCCUGAAUGUUGAGGUUGCGAGGGGGGGUCGCGAACGGAAGCCUCCGAUUGGUUCCCCAGCCACCUCCAGGUCAGCGGUGACGUCACUGGAGCGGAUGAUGUAAGCGGGAGAUAAUCUCACCUCUGUUCGCGCUAGGAAACGUUUCAUGGAGGUUACUGUGUUGAAGUCGGAGAAACUGGUUAGUUUUUUCCAAAAAUAAUCAUUUAGGGUAUUAAUUUAAUCAAAAAUGAAUACUGUAUUUGCCCCGCAAACAGCAAAAGUUAUCUUUUUAAGGUAUUCUGUAAUCAAAUCAGAAACAGUGUUUUUAGAUUAUUUUUUUUAAACCUUUUGCACAGUACUUGUUUUAGAGAUUAUUUCUGGUUUACUUCCUCUGCUCCAGUCAUGCCUCUGCUGUUUUUUUUUUGUUUAUUUUGUUUUUAAAUAAAUAACCCCUUAAAGAUUUCCUGAGUGGAUUCUCCCCUUUGACGUUGCGGCUGCUGCAAGAUGAAGCCCAGCAUCCUUCAGCUAACGGGGAAUCUCAAUCGUUUCCUCAGCCUAUCUCAAUUUUUUAUUUUUUUUAUUUUACUUUGACGGCACUCAGACUGUGUUCGCUCUACUAGAUAUAACUCUGACAGAUGAUCAGUCGUCAUGACAGCAGUUGAGAUGAGAUUACGGUACUGCGACCAUCUGCCAGACCGUGCGGCUUGUGGUGGUUUGUGGUUAAACUGUAGGAAGGUUUGGAGUCGGAUCCAGCAGCAGAACCAAGGUGUUCGCUCAGAUUUGUCUGACCCGGAGUUGAAACUGACAGUUGAACCGUCAACAAAAGCUGGUCUGGCCUUGGUUCAUGUGCGGGGAGUUUGAGUAAAUCAACCCAACGAUAAAAGUUAAAUUAGCUCAUUUGUUUGACCAACUUUUUUUUUUUUUUUAUUAGGAUUUAUCGACCAACAAAAGUAGCAUGUAACUGUGAAGUGGAAGGAAACAGAUAAGUGGUUUUUAAACGCAUCAACAAGCCUUGAUCUGAACCAUUUCACCAUCCAUUUCCCAUCGACUGGCCAGCUUUCUUGUCCCAGCUAAAGAGCAACGUCCUCCCAGCAUGAUACUGCCACCAGUGGGUCUACCCAGGGCUUUGAAGAAAAAUGUUUUCAAGUUUUAUAUCUUAUUUUAUUAACGAAAAUGAUAUUUACAAAAAUGGCAGACCGGAUUUGAAGAGACUAAUAGUUUCUUAUCAAGGCAUCAGAAUAAAGGGGGCUGAAUACAAACGGUGGUGGCAACAUCAUGCUACGGGGUUGCAGGGACAAGGAGCCUGGAACAACUGUGUGCUUCUUUGUGUUGAAAAUCUGUCGUUGGAUUGUGAUUCGAAACCUUUUGUAAGGUUGACUGAACAGCAGCUCUUUGGCUUAUUUGGUCACUUACUUGGUUUUUAGUACCUUCAACAGACUCGGCUGACCAGAAUGAAUUGCAGGCCUGUUGCAACAUUCGCUUCGUAGUCGCAUUAACAGUUCCACCCUUCACUUUACAAACUCGGCAUGUUGCUCUUGUCGUAAUCCAGCCAUAGUUUGACGGGG
Poecilia latipinna (sailfin molly) is the source of this 5715-nucleotide messenger RNA. RefSeq names its product salt-inducible kinase 2b (gene sik2b). The coding region runs from base 396 to 3197 and encodes 933 amino acids. The record is from RefSeq and is a predicted model, not a curated record. Gene Ontology annotation, biological process: protein phosphorylation; microtubule cytoskeleton organization; intracellular signal transduction. Gene Ontology annotation, cellular component: cytoplasm. Gene Ontology annotation, molecular function: tau-protein kinase activity; ATP binding. NCBI's taxonomy places the organism in Eukaryota, Metazoa, Chordata, Actinopteri, Cyprinodontiformes, Poeciliidae. The transcript is spliced from 15 exons.